Molecule: messenger RNA, 945 nt
Organism: Nannospalax galili (Upper Galilee mountains blind mole rat)
Lineage: Eukaryota; Metazoa; Chordata; Mammalia; Rodentia; Spalacidae
Product: olfactory receptor 502-like
Exons: 1
Coding region: 1-945 (314 amino acids)
Biological process (GO): G protein-coupled receptor signaling pathway; sensory perception of smell
Cellular component (GO): membrane
Molecular function (GO): olfactory receptor activity; odorant binding; G protein-coupled receptor activity
Source: RefSeq, a predicted model, not a curated record
AUGGCUCUCCUGGGAGACAGAAAUCACACUGUAGUGACAGAGUUCCUUUUACUCGGUUUGACUGAUGACCCAGUCCUUCAAGUCACCCUGUUUAUCAUCAUCCUGUGCAUCUACCUGGUGACACUGUCUGCAAACCUCUGCACAAUUUUGCUAAUCAGAGUCUAUCCUCAGCUCCAUCACCCCAUGUACUUUUUUCUGAGCCACUUGGCUUCUACUGACAUAGGUAUGUCAUCUUCUGUCACACCCAAUAUGCUUGUUAACUUCCUGGCAGAGAGGAAUACAAUCUCCUACCUUGGGUGUAUCAUCCAACUUGACUCAGCUGCUUUCUUUGGGACACUUGAGUGCUACCUUCUGGCUGUCAUGGCUUAUGAUCGCUUUGUGGCAAUCUGUAACCCACUGCUUUACUCAACCAAACUGUCCACUCAUGUCUGUGUUCAGUUGCUUAUAGGGGCUUACGUCGGUAGUUUUCUUAAUGCUUCCUCCUGUUCCCUUUCCUACUCUUAUUUUGUCUUCUGUGGACCAAACACAGUCAAUCAUUUUUUCUGUGACUUCCCACCUUUGGUUGAACUCUCCUGUUCUGAUGUCAGUGUCCCUACAAAUAUUACUUCAUUUUCUACUGGCACUGCUGCUCUGAUCACAGUGUUAAUCAUAGCUGUCUCCUACAUCUACAUCCUCAUCACCAUCCUAAAGAUGUCCUCCACUGAGGGCCGCCAGAAGGCCUUCUCCACCUGUACCUCCCACCUCACUACAGUCACUCUGUACUAUGGGACCACCACAUUCAUUUAUGUGAUGCCCAAGUCCACCUAUUCCACUGAACAGAACAAGGUGGUGUCUGUGUUCUACACUGUGGUGAUCCCCAUUUUGAAUCCCUUCAUCUACAGUCUGAGGAAUAAUGAGAUUAAGGAAGCUCUGAAGAGACAGCUUGGUAAGAAAAUAUUUUCAUAG